Messenger RNA from Oryzias melastigma (Indian medaka), 2758 nucleotides. RefSeq names its product microtubule-associated protein 6b (gene map6b). Gene Ontology annotation, molecular function: calmodulin binding; microtubule binding. Bases 265 to 1365 code for a protein of 366 amino acids. The transcript is spliced from 3 exons. Gene Ontology annotation, biological process: microtubule cytoskeleton organization; cytoskeleton-dependent intracellular transport; regulation of microtubule cytoskeleton organization. Lineage: Eukaryota; Metazoa; Chordata; Actinopteri; Beloniformes; Adrianichthyidae. The record is from RefSeq and is a predicted model, not a curated record. Gene Ontology annotation, cellular component: Golgi-associated vesicle; microtubule; cis-Golgi network.
CUCGAGUCGCUUGGGGGGUGGGGGGUAUCAUAAGGAUGUGGGUGGGGUCGCUUUCAGACGCAGCCAGACGGUGAUGUGCACGCUACGGCAAACGGGAAAGUCCUAAAGAAGUGGAAUCGAACGCGUCUGGACGCGCGCGGAGCUCCUGCAAACCGGCGCGCGCGCGGAGAGCAGAGAAGAGGAGAGGGAGGGCGUGCACAGCGUGAAGAGUGGGGUUUGUCCGUGCGUCUUCCUCAGUCGGGCCUUAUUCCAGAGCUGGUCACUAUGGCGUGGCCGUGCAUCACGCGCGCUUGCUGCAUCAACCGCUUCUGGACCGAGCUGGACAAAGCGGACAUCGCGGUGCCUUUGGUUUUCACCAAAUACUCCGACGCUGCCGAGGUGCACCACCUGCCCCAUCACCCGCAGCCCAAGCAGAGGGUCGUCGGGACCAUCGCCAUAGAAACCCAGCCGCAUCCGGAGCAGCAGGAGGCGGCGAGGGCGCCGCCCGCCGCCGGUGCCGCAGCGGGGAGAACCGGCGCGUCCGUCAUGCGCCAAGACUUCAAGGCGUGGAGAGUGCGCCCCGAGCCCAGCUGCAAGCCCCGGAACGAGUACCAGCCCCCGCCGGCCCCGUUUAACAACGAAACUCAGUACCAAAAGGAUUACAAGCCAUGGCCCAUCCCCAAGAAGCACGACCACCCGUGGAUCCCCAAACCCAGCCCCGGCGCCAAGAAGGAGCACGCGGCCGCGGAGGCCGACACCGGCGUGGAGAAGAGCGAGAUCGAGGAGAAGAUGCAGGAGAAGGAGUUGAAGGAUGUGGCGAAGAGGGAGAGGUCUGUGGAGAGGAGGACGGCCGACAAAGCGGGGCCGCAGGUGUCUGCAAAGGCGAGCGCAGAGCUGCGGAAGAGCAGAGCAGCCGCAGACGCAGUCAACAGACAGAUCAAGGAGGUCAUGUCCACUUCCAGCUGUUACAGGACUGAGUUCAAGGCGUACAAAGACGUGAAGCCAGUGAAGCCUAUCAAAGCUCCGUCUCAGUAUAAGCCGCCCAUGGAGGAGACCAGUCUGGAGACCAGCUACAGUGCCACGUUCAAGGGGGAGCAGGUGAAGGCGAAGGAGUCAGACAACAAGCUGCUGGAGCGCAGGAGGAUACGCAGUCUGUACAGCGAGCCAGGAAAGGAGCCCACCAAGGUGGAUAAACCAGAGACACGCAUUAAACCUAAAAAGCCACCAACAACAACAGGGAAGAUGCUAAAGAAAGCUAAAGAGAAGCAGAUUGCUAGCUCCCAGUCGACGAAGAAGAAACCUUCUGCGGGCCCAUCAGAACCCGAUGGAGCUGUGACGAAGAAAAGCAAAGAGAUCAGCAACAGACUGGCUGAAGCGAAGCAGUAGAACGGGUUCACCUGUAGACUGUAGACAGGCUAUAAAAUAGGCAAAUCUCUUGACUUUGGUUUACCUCUUUACCUGUUGUCUGUCAUCCAUAGUUCACCUUUGAUUGGCCACUAAUGUCUAGCUUUUAGAAUGAUGCAAACAGUUUCACUUUAAACAGCGUGUGUGGUGAAAGUAAAUGAUUCUUUUGUACUUUGAUGGAUAAAACAGCUUUAUAUUAUUGCGCACAUAUUUUGCACAUCAUUUUUUUUUAUUUCACAUUAAAGUUACGAAGGAGCUGUCAGAAUGCAUGUGUAUGAAAGCGCAUUUCUACUUUUGUCUGAUUGGAGGACGAUUGAGAUUUUGGAUGAUUGUUAAAAAAAAUCAGAUGAAAAAGAUACUUUUUUCUCUGAGGCUGUAUCACAUGGAGGUCCUGGUGAGAGUGCAAACUCAGUUUUAUGGUUUUUCUAAUUACAGUGCCUCUGCUGUACGGUCCUGGUUUUCAUUGCAUUGUUCUGGAUGGUAUCUGGUUUCAUCAAUUUGGUUGCUAAGAAACCAAAUUAACCAUAAUGUAAUUGCUACAGCUUGCAUGCCAGACCUUGUUUUUCGUUGAGCAGCCAGCAUUUUAGCCGACUGUAUGGCACAGUCUCAUUCUAGCUUGUAAAUGAAGCCAUUAAAAAGCAAAGGAGUAGGACAAAGACCUGUUCAGAUAACUGCAUGUGUAGGAAUAGAUUCAGAUCACCCCAAAAGCUGUACACGAUAAAGUCAUAGUCUAGUGGCUGCUGAAGCUGUAAGAUGAACACACCUACAAAAUGGUUUCACUAACAAAUGUCUCUACUUAAGGUUCAUCGUGCUCCAUCCUCUUUAAGGUUAUUUAUUAUAAAAGGAAGGGGAAAAAAUAAGCCUAAACAUUUGAGAAUUUGCUGUACUGAUAAUGUUUCUUCUGAAGGGGAUGAUCAUUCCAGGUUUUGAAGUGUAUAGGAGAAGCCAGGACUCAGCUCUAUCAACUGCUGCUGUCUGAAACUGUGCAUUCCUAUUGUAAACGGCUAAAACAGUUGUUGUGGUUACCUCUGCGGUCAGCGUCGGCCAAAGUGUGUGCGGGACUUCGUUGAGCUCAAACCACCGUGAUCCUGGUUUAAGUUUCUGCUUCUCUUUGUGUGUCUGUGUGUGUGUGAGUGUGUGAUUGUGUGUUAGCCUGCUGCCUACUCGUACCAACUCGAACCUAACCACUACAAGUGCCGCUAUGCACUCCCAACACCUUGGUGCUAUCCUUCUCAUUCUAUAUGCUGUCUGACUUGACCUGUGUGUGGCAUCACGCCAGGACGGAGGAUGAAACACCGCUGCAGACAUGUUGUGAAUUUUGUGCUUGUAUUCUCAGCUUGCUUUGAAAGAACUGAUUAAAUCUGAUGCUACAGAA